CGGGCUCAUUGUGGAUCGUCGCUAGCUGGCGAUCGCUCGAUUCUCGAGUAAGUUUGUGAUUGUUCCAAAAUGAAGAAGAUCUUCUUGUGUACAUUUAUCUUACAAUUUGCCCUGCUUAUCAGUGCCACCGGGUUCUAUUCGGUGGUUGGGCCUGGCACCAUCCGCUCCAACUCCAAGUAUAAUGUCGCCGUCUCCGUCCACAAGGCAGAUGGACCUAGUCACAUAAAAGUCAGUCUGAACGGACCCUCCUUCAAUGAGACCAAGGAAAUCGAAGUGUCGCCAAUGUCCACGAAGAAUGUGGAGUUCGAGGUGCCAAAUCUGGCCACUGGGGACUACAACCUGACCGCCGAGGGUGUAUCCGGGGUGGUGUUCAAGAACUCUACCAAACUAAAUUAUGCCAACGAGAAGCCCUCGACCUUCGUUCAGACCGACAAGGCCACCUACAAGCCAGCUGACCUGGUGCAAUUCCGCAUCCUCUUCCUGGAUGAGAACACCCGACCCGCCAAGAUCGAGAAGCCCAUUUCGGUUGUGAUUACCGACGGGGCCCAGAACAGGAUCAAGCAGUUUACGGACGUCAAGUUGACCAAGGGAGUUUAUUCCGGGGAGCUCCAACUGUCCGAGCAACCUGUCCUGGGCACCUGGAAGAUCUCGGUCAGUGUGGAUGGCGAAAACAGGGCGAGCAAGAACUUUGAGGUGGACAAGUACGUGCUGCCCAAGUUCGAGGUGACCAUAGACACCGCCAAGGACGUGGUGAUAGCAGACCAAGUGAUCAAGGCGACUAUCAGGGCCAAGUACACCUAUGGAAAGCCGGUUAAGGGAAAGGCAACUGUUUCAAUAGAGCAGACCAAUCGCUAUGACUAUAAUACACCAAUAAAGCAGGAGACGACAGUCGAUGUGGAUGGAAAGGGUCAUGUAGAGUUUGAUAUUAAGUACCUCCAAAACCGUCAUUGGAACCCACCCAUGCGAAUCUUUGCCGUUUUAACCGAGGAACUGACUGGAAACCAACAGAAUGGCACUGCCACAGUAAACCUGCAUCGGGAUCGAUAUAAGAUUGAAGCCGUUGAAAAGCCCGAAUACUUCCAUCCGAACAAGUCGUUUGUCUAUCAGGUUGUGGUGAAGAAUGUGGACGGAUCUCCGGUUACGGGUUCUACGAAGAAGGUCAAUCUGGCCUUCGAGAAUGGCUUUCGCUUUUUUUCGGAACCUACUGAUGGAACUGGUCUAAUUUUUGAUGCCCCGUUGAAUGAGAACGGCAUUGCCACCUUUACUGUAACGCUGCCCUUUAACGGGUUAAGUCAAUAUCGCGUAGAAGCCAUUUUUGAUGGAACUCGGAGCCACUUGGGAAGCCUGGCUAAAUACCAGCCGGCCAUAGACAACAGAGAGCCCCUUAAGAUUCAAAUUAACACUAAAACUCCUCGAUUGGGCGAGCGAGUUUCCUUUGAUGUGAAAUCAAAUACGGAUAUUCCCUACUUUGUGUACACAAUUGUGGCCAGAGGUAACAUUUUGAUCAGCGAAUACGUGGAUGUACCCGAGGGUGACAAGACCUACACGGUUAAGUUUACUCCCACCUUUGACAUGGUGCCAUCGGCUACGAUCUACAUCCAUUAUGUCAUCAACGACGAUCUGCACUUUGAGGAGAAGAGCAUAGAGUUCGAGAAGGAGUUUAGUAACUCGAUUGAUAUCUCCGCUCCUGUCAGUGCCAAGCCCAGUGAAGAAGUUAAGCUGCAAGUGAAAACCGAUCCAGACUCCUUUGUGGGCCUUCUGGGAGUGGAUCAGAGUGUCCUGCUCCUCAAGUCUGGCAACGAUCUCAGCCGAGAUGAUAUCUUCAAUAGUCUCAACAAGUACAAGACGUCGACACCCUGGCAGCGGGGUUACGGAAAAUAUCCAGGUCAAACCUCUGGCUUGGUGACACUAACAAAUGCUCAUUAUCCAUACUCCCAAGAACGCUUUCAUCCCUGGAGGCACUACGACUACAAUGUACCUUGGAUGUCAAAUCGAAUAAUUGUUGGCGGAAUGCCAAUGCUUGGUAGAGGCGGUGUACCCGGUAGCGCAGUCGCUUUCAGUGCUAUGCCUGCGAUCCAACCGCUCAUGGUUGGGGGAGCAUUUCCACAAAGGCCUAUAUCACCACCAGCAGUCAUUCGCAAGGAGUUCCCAGAAACUUGGAUAUUCGCCGAUGUGGAUGGAGAGGGCUUCUCCUUGACCAAGAAGAUCCCGGACACGAUUACCUCUUGGGUGGUUACUGGCUUCUCACUGAACCCCACCUCGGGUAUUGCCCUGACCAAGAACCCCAGCAAGAUUCGAGUGUUCCAGCCAUUCUUUGUGUCCACCAACCUUCCGUAUUCCGUUAAGAGGGGCGAAGUGAUUGCCGUUCCCGUUGUGAUAUUCAACUAUCUCGACAAGACUGUCGACGCGGAGGUCGUUAUGGAUAACUCCGACAAGGAAUAUGAGUUCACCGAGGCCACCAAUGAGGUCUUGGAGAAGGCCAUUGAUGAGGUGCGUCGCGUCAAACGGGUUACGAUCCCGGCUAACAGUGGCAAGAGCGUUUCCUUCAUGAUCCGACCGAAGAACGUGGGAUCCACCACCCUCAAAAUCACGGCUACCUCGCCACUAGCGGGAGACACCAUCCACCAGAAAUUGAAGGUAGAGCCAGAGGGAGUCACACAGUUCGAGAACCGGGCGGUCUUCAUCAACCUGAAGGAUCAGCCGGAGGUUUCCCAGUCCCUGGAGGCGGAGAUACCCGCCGAAGCUGUGCCUCAGUCCGAGUUCAUAGAGUUUUCUGUGGUGGGCGAUCUGCUGGGCCCCACGCUCCAGAAUCUUGACAACUUGGUGCGCAUGCCUUACGGCUGCGGAGAGCAGAACAUGGUUAACUUCGUUCCCAACAUCCUGGUGCUAAAGUAUCUGGAGGUCACCGGCCGACGCAUGCCGGCUGUCGAGACCAAGGCCAAGAAGUUCCUGGAGAUCGGCUACCAGAGAGAGCUGACCUACAAGCACGAUGACGGGUCCUACAGCGCCUUUGGCAAGUCGGAUCCCGCUGGAAGCACCUGGCUCACCGCCUACGUGAUGCGCUCCUUCCACCAGGCUGGGAAGUACACUGAUGUGGAUCCCAAGGUCGUGACCGCAGGCCUCGACUUCCUCGCCUCAAAGCAGAAAGAGAGCGGCGAGUUCCCAGAGCUGGGAAAGCUCUUCGACAACUCAAACCAAAAUGCCCUGGCACUCACCUCGUUCGUCCUGCUGGCCUUCUUCGAGAAUGAUGAACUCAUUCCGAAGUACCAGAGUGCGAUCGAGAAGGCGGUUCGCUAUGUGGCCGAGGAGGUGGACAAGACGGACGACCAGUAUUCCCUGGCUAUUGCCGCCGUUGCUCUUCAGCUGGCUAAGCACCCGCAGGCGGAGAAGGUUUUGGCCAAGUUGGAGGGAGUGGCUCGGAAUGAGAACGAUAGGAAGUGGUGGUCCAAGGCUCCAGAAACGACUGGGGAGAACAGCCGUAUCUUCCACUGGAAGCCACGCAGCAAUGACGUAGAGAUCACCUCCUAUGUGCUGCUCGCUCUGCUCGAGAAGGAACCCGCGGAGAAGGCCCUGCCCAUCAUCAAAUGGCUGAUCUCUCAACGCAACAGCAACGGAGGGUUCUCCUCCACCCAGGACACUGUGAUUGGUCUGCAGGCCCUGACCAAGUUCGCCUUCAAGACUGGCUCUGGAUCUGGCACCAUGGACAUCGAGUUCGUGUCAUCGCCGGAUGGCGGAUCCAAGGAAUCGAUCGCUGUGAACCCGGAGAACUCCUUGGUAUUGCAGACCCAUGUGCUGCCGAAAACCACUCGCAAGGUGGACUUCACGGCGAAGGGCUCUGGAUCUGCGAUGGUGCAGUUCUCGUACCGCUACAACCUGGCCGAGAAGGAGAAGAAGCCAAGCUUCAAGGUCACGCCCACGGUCAAGGACUCGCCUAGCCAACUGCUGGUGGUGGACAUCUGCGCCGAGUACAUUCCUCUGGAGGAAGGCGACAAGGACAAGGACUCAAACAUGGCUGUCAUGGAGAUCGCCCUGCCUUCCGGUUACGUGGGAGAUGCCGACAGCCUGGGCAAGAUCGAGGCCGUGGACCGCGUGAAGCGGGUGGAGACCAAGAACGCCGACUCCACGGUGGUCGUCUACUUCGACAGCCUGACUCCCGGGGACGUGAGGUGCCUGCCAGUGGAGGCCUCCAAGGCUCACGCGGUGGCCAAGCAGAAGCCAGCCUCCGUCUCCCUCUACGACUACUACGACACGGAGCGCAAGGCCACCGAGUACUACCAGGUGAAGUCCUCGCUCUGCGACAUUUGCGAGGGCUCUGACUGCGGAGAGGGCUGCAAGAAAGAAUAGUUGGUAGAAAAUAAAUAAAAUGUAGUUUGUUUAGCAGACUAUCUGUAAAAGUCGGUUGCUUGAGAAAACUGUAAUACAAAUAAAAUGGUUUUAAAGAUUAAAUUGUUUGAGAGUUAAUUAUUCAGUGUAUAAGCACAUUAAAUCAAUAAAAGAAACCUGCAAUGA
Messenger RNA from Drosophila kikkawai, 4509 nucleotides. RefSeq names its product thioester-containing protein 1 allele S1-like. Lineage: Eukaryota; Metazoa; Arthropoda; Insecta; Diptera; Drosophilidae. The record is from RefSeq and is a predicted model, not a curated record. Gene Ontology annotation, cellular component: extracellular region. Gene Ontology annotation, molecular function: endopeptidase inhibitor activity.